CGACGUAAAGCCACAGCGUUCCUCCUCUCUCCACCCACAAAGGGAGGGAGAGGUUGACGUCACGACGGUCGCUCCGCCCCUUUUGCCUGUGAUUGAACACCAGUCAAAGGGAGUGGUUGACGUCACGACGGUCACCCCGCCCCUUUUUGCUUGUGAGCCGAACACCAAAGGGAGUGGAUGACGUCACGACGGUCACCCCGCCCCCUUUUUGCCUCGCUGACUGGCGGCGGUGAUUCGAAUGCCAGUCAAAGGGGAACAGCCGUCGCUGGCUUAACGGACGUCGCUGGCUGUCUCGUGCCGCGCAUGCGCAACAGCCCUCUUCCUCCCAACAACAUGCCAUGGGGAACAGCUGGGCGGCGCAGUGGUGCUGCUGGCUCUUCCCGAGGCGGCAAGCGGGACGCGUCCAAAGAGGCGGCGGCGGCGGCGGAUCAAAGUACUUUAGGCCAUGCUCAACAGGAGAGCACUUCACUAUAGAGUUUGAGAAUCUAGUGGAAAGUGAUGAGGGUGAAAGUCCAGGGAGCAGCCAAAGGCCUUUGACUGAAGAAGAAAUUGCUGCUCUAAAAGAGAGGCAUUAUAAUUCCAUUGCUGAAAAACAAAGAAUGUUGGAUGAUAAACUUCACUCAGAGUUAGCCAUACAAGAGGAGAAGUUAAGAAUAGAAGAGGAGACUUUAUAUGCUGCGCAACGUGAAGCAGCCAGGGCAGCAAAGCAGAGAAAGCUCUUGGAGCAACAAAGGCAGCAGAGAAUAACACAACGAGCAAAUAAUGGAGACCCCCAAAGCUCAGCUGCAGAAGAGGAUUUUGAUUCUUACCUGAGAAAUGUAAAACAGCAAUAUGAAGCUUUUCGAAGUAGCAGGCUAUCAUCAGAUGCUACUGUUCUGACACCAAAUACAGAGAGCAGCUGUGACCUAAUGACCAAAACCAAAUCAACAAGUGGAAAUGAUGACAGUAAUUCCUUAGAUUUAGAAUGGGAAGAUGAAGAAGGUAUAAACAGAAUGAUCCCACUACGAGAACGUUCAAAAACAGAAGAAGAUAUACUCCGUGCAGCACUAAAAUUUAAUGGGAAGAAAACAGGAAGUAAUCCAACUUCUGCCUCUGAUGAUUCUAAUGGUUUGGAGUGGGAAAACGAUUUUGUUAGUGCUGAAAUGGAUGAUAAUGGCAACUCUGAGUAUGCUGGGUUUGUGAACCCUGUUUUAGAACUGCCUGCAUCAGACAAAAAAACAUCUGACGCUGCUCAACAAGACAGAUAAUGAAAUCAUGUGACCCUCGGCUAUCUGACCAAAUGGUUGAAGUUGGACGAAAUGUACAGAUCUGUGUUGUGCACAAUCCUCCAGUCAUUGCGUUUGCCCAGCUUCCUUUAACAUAAGGAAGUUGCACAGCAACAGUACUUGGUGAACUUUGCUCAAGAAGAUUCCUAGGCAAAGAAGGAAACUGUGUUAGUUUGUCAGUUAAAAAAAUAAUAGUAUGGUUUGCUAUCUCAAUUUUAAAUUGUAAGUGCAAUUUUUUCAUCUGCCUCUGGAAUUCUAUGAAAAUACUUAAGUAAUUCCUUUGUGUCAGUUCUUAGGCUUUAGCAUACAAUUGUCCACACUAAGUGAAGCAUCAUAGCUUGAUAUUUUGAUUGGUGGUCUUAAAUCUAGGGCUGUUUGCGUUUUUUAAAAAAAAUUGACAUUGGCAUUAUUUCAUUAGGAAGUCUGAAUAAUACCUUAAUACUUGAAUCAUGCAAUUUAGCAAGGUUUUCUGUUAGACAUACCAUAUUUCUGUUGGGCAAGGUUUUCUGUUGGACAGAAAACUUGUAUAUUUGGAAAUUAUCAUCCCUUCUAAUUUAUCUGUUUUUUUAAAAAAAAACAAUUAGAUACCAAGCACAAUACCUUUCACAGAUGUUGUCAAAAUGAGACAGUAUAACGUAAGGCAAGAAAUACUCUAUGAAGAAAUGAACUAUGAAUAGAGGAGGAUAUUAGAAGACAUGUCUUGCUGUAGAUAUCACUUUCAUUUAAAACACUGGAAACUAAUAUGUUUUUGGAAGUAAAACUUAAGAGAACCAAAGGUUCCUCUUUUACUCCAACUUGAAAUGCCAAAUGCUGCUGAUAUUAAGAUUUUAUUUGUAUAUGUUUUUAAGUUGUACAGAAUUAUUUCUGUUUAACAGUUGCUAACUUAACAGUAGCUGAUAUAAUAGCUGUUUUUAAAGUGUUCUUUUCAUGUGGAAGACACAAAGCAUGACUACUUACUGUGGAUGUAUUGAUGCAAAUACCACUGGUACAAAUCUAUUUCCUGAGUGUGUGAAACAUUCCAUUCAUAUAACUAAUUAUGAUUAUUGAAAAAAGCUUGAAUUUGAAUUUGAUUUUAAUUACUUUUGAAAGAUGAUGAAGAAUGAUGUUGAUGGUAUUGCUCAAAUACAGUGUUUCUCUCAGAAAAAAUCUUGCUGGUUUUAAUUAUCAAGAAAAGUUUCUUAGUGCCAAGUUUCUUAGGCACUUGUAAAACUCAAUUUUGAUUAUUUUUUCCUAACAAGAAAGCUACUUUGUAUUGAUACUUAUUUUUUAAUUAUACACCAGGGUGUAUGUCAGUAACACAGAUAAUUUGAUUCAUAGCAAAACUGAAUACUAGUGUUCUAUAGCACAGUAGAUCAGACAGCAGGAAUAUUCAUUUUGCAUGAUUGCCUCAUGCUAGAGUUACUGGACUAUGUGCUGGCUUCCUAUUCCUCCUGUAGGGACAUCUUUCUACUUCUCUAAAAGGAGUAUAAAGGUUGUUUGCAAUACAUAUGAAAGAUUGAAGCUGCACAGGUUCAUACAAGCAGGACCAUUGCUCUUGAUAGCAGCUGCUACAGCAAGGAAAACAAAACAACUCAGAAAAUAACCAACUUGGGUAGAAUUGCAUCUUGCGCUGAAGCUUUGCUAGCAGUGGCAGUGUUAAGGGCAAUGGGCAAAAUACAUCCACUAAUGAACAGUGGUCUCCUUUUAGACUCAAUCUCUACAUCUGUCCCUCUGCUAUCCUGCAACAGACCUUUAUUGCUGUAAAGAUACAUUAACUCUAUCCUCUAGUGUCUUCUAUAUCUUUUAGGUUUUCUUGCUCUCAUGCCUCAAUUAAUUUAUAAAACUUGAUUCCAGAGCCACUGUUUACUUUUUUAUACACACUAUUCAUUGCUCCAGUAAUAUAUUACAGAUGUUAAGUGGUCAGUGGCAAUACAUAAUUAUUAAAUAUUUGUAUAGCUACUUUAACCCAUAUAAGAUGCCAGGAUCACUUUAGACUGAUUUCUUUCCUGUGUGCCUUUUAUGUUAUGAGAGAAAGGGAGAGAGCACUUAUGUACAUACGACAGCUCACACAGCUUAACAUUUCUUCAUUUAUUGCAUUUCUUGAACAUAAGUUUUGUUGCUAAAAUAUUUACAUGUCAAGGUCUACAUUUUCAAUGCCUGUAAUAUGUUUUAUUACAAGAAAUUUAUACACUUCAAAUGUAUAUUUUGUUUGGCAUAAGCUUCUGUGUCUCUCUGCCUUUUUCAUGUUGCUGGUCUUUAACGUUUAAAUUUCUCAAGCUGUGAAUAAAUUUUUUACACACUUGAAAAUUA
This is a messenger RNA of Sceloporus undulatus (fence lizard), 3554 nucleotides long. RefSeq names its product adaptor related protein complex 1 associated regulatory protein (gene AP1AR). Gene Ontology annotation, molecular function: AP-1 adaptor complex binding. NCBI's taxonomy places the organism in Eukaryota, Metazoa, Chordata, Lepidosauria, Squamata, Phrynosomatidae. The record is from RefSeq and is a predicted model, not a curated record. Gene Ontology annotation, biological process: regulation of Arp2/3 complex-mediated actin nucleation; negative regulation of substrate adhesion-dependent cell spreading; negative regulation of cell motility. The coding region runs from base 339 to 1247 and encodes 302 amino acids. The transcript has 10 exons.